Molecule: messenger RNA, 2031 nt
Organism: Bursaphelenchus xylophilus (pine wood nematode)
Lineage: Eukaryota; Metazoa; Nematoda; Chromadorea; Rhabditida; Aphelenchoididae
Source: the annotation of a GenBank genome assembly
AUGUCCGGUCGUUUCCUCUUUAUUUUUUCCCUUUUUCCCUUAAUUUUUUCACGCAAUUUUCAAGCAGUUCGAUUGGAUACCGAGUGUAAUAUCAGGGUUAAAGACGCUUCUUCCUCUCCUGUAGAUGGGUAAAUUGGCAUUUAAAGUCAUCAUAAGCGUCUAUAUUGUACUUGGUGUCAAAGAAAAUUUAUUUUCAGAGACUGCCGCGAUGCCAAAGUGACUUUUAUUAACCAUGGGCGUUACACGAACACCUGGCUGAUUGUCAAAAUAACAGGCCCGACCAGUAUUGUCUACGGAACGGUCAAUUUCGACAAGUUCAGACCGGGAAAAGUGCGGAUGGACAAGAUGGAUCUUGCACAUGGUCAGUUGAUUUUUUUAAACUGUUAUUUUAUUUUUAUUUCUAGCCUUAGGCGACUGCAGAUUCGAUCCCAAAUUCUUUACAUUUUUUGUGGACGAGUCGACGCUUUACCUUCUGGUUAAGUGUGGAGAGUCCUACGGUCUUCUGAGGAGUUUUAUUUUCAAAAAAUUCAUCAUCCACACCGUCGGCCGGCCAAUAAUUCCAGUUCAGUUUCGAAAAACGGGACUUAUUCUUGGAAUUGGACUUCCAUAUGGGCCAGAACAAGUGUGAGUUGAAGACUUCUUGAAAACAAAAUAUUUUCUAUCGGUCUGUCGGGAAAAUAACGGCGGAUCGUCGCGCUUCGGAAUCGCUCAUCAUCGCUUUGCGACUGCAAGCCGCGACUUGGGAUUUGGUGCGCGAUACCGGCGAGGCGAGACAUUUUGCUGCGACGAUCCGCCGUUAUUUUUCCGACAGACUGAUAAAGUACGCAAAAAUGAUGACAAUUCUUAAUUUAGCGAGUUUGGCAAGAAGGAGACGUAUUUGUUGACGGCAAUUUCCGGAGGAGAGCCAACCGAUGUGACCUUUCUGCACGAUCUGAAUCAACCAGUCGAAGAACCGGAGUAAGUCGGAGAUUAAGGAGAAAUUGUGGGCUAUUCAAAUUAAUGAUGGGUAAAAAAGAUUUUUGAUUUAAUAAUUACCUGAUCGUCUCGCUUUAAGAAUGCUGACUUAUAGGUUUGGAGCAGCAGAAGAUGACUUUAAUUUUGGUUUAUUGUAACAUGAUAUUUUGAUCUCAGGAUAAACUUGAAGAGGAUAAAAUAAAGUAGCUAGCGAGAGCGGGCCAAAACGGGUCGAUAAUAUAUGAUAUGUAUUUAUAUUCCAGCGAGUUCUUUCGAUUGGAAGGAGAUGCACACCAACUUGUGAAUAUUGUUGAGCUUGACGGAGGGCAACAACUGCCAGUUGUAUCUUUUAAAAAGGACCAACAGACCCUCUUCAAAUGGGCCAAGGGAAAAACACGUAAGAUCAUGUUUUAUAUAUUUUUUUGUGCCCCGAGAUACAUAUAUGUAUACGUACACUGACCUAAGAUCUAUCUACAUUUACAGUCUGUGAGCCCAUCAAACAUCAGGGUGCUGACUAUUCCAUUUAUGGAUGUAUGAAUGUCAGAGCGGCAGCUGAAACUGAGACUGUCGAGUCCUUCAGAUGGGUCAACGAUCUCGACGAUUUGGGAUUCGAGUUUCUGGGAAGAGGUUCGGUAAGAAAAUGAGGUCAUUAAAGCACAUCUUUAAUCAUAAUUUAAUGUUAUUUUAUAGGACCUAUCCAUCUACAAGAAACGAGACAUCAUCAAUUGCAAAAAAUCCAGUCAGCGGUGAGAAAUCAGGAUCAAGUUUUAGAAGUUUUUAUUUAGAAAAAACAACUUUAUCACCCUGUUUUUCUUCACAAUCACCUUCGAAAUGUGGAAUUUUACGGUUGUGAUUACGUUAUUUUACUGCGGCAGAUCGAUCCAUAAGAGGAAACAGGCCAAAAGACGUAAGAAAUUUAUAGUUCCGGCCAGUCAAAUCUUUUGUCGAUUAAUUUUUGAUGACAUUUUAGGUGCCCAACGAGUCAAAAAAGCUGCGAAAAGAGCCCGAGAACGGAGGGAAAGACAAAAAAUGUAUGAGCAAAGCGACAAAGAGACCGAAAUGAUGCCACCGGAAUAA